UUUAGGUGGUGUAAGUAGCUUUGUAAGUCAGGAUUUGUACUCGGUGGAAUUGAUUGUUGUAGGUAAUCGAACUCGCUCUGUCAGGGUCAUCUGUGAGUUAGGUGAAUUUACACGAUCUUGGAUUUUUAUAUUUAAAUAUUUUUUAGAAGUAGAAAGUUUUUUCGUACAUUUCUUUAGCUUUUUUUUUUUUUUCUCAAAACUUUACAUAAUUUGGUUUCUUACCAAAAAAAAAUAGAAAACAUAUAAAGACAUUUUUUAAAAUUAGAUUAAUUAAUUUAAAUAUAAACCGAGGACUGAAAAAUUUCUAGUUUUUAAAAAAAAAUAAUUUGUAGUGCUUUCAAGACUUCUCCAUCACUUUAAAUAUCAAAGCCAUCUGCUGGGUAUGAAGAUCUUGACCAUUCUUAUCUGUGUUUAUGGUAAGCUUUUUGAUUCCUUCGUUAUUUAUAUUUAGAAUAUAAACACAUGAUUUAUUACGGUGGUCAUCAACAUGUUUUGAGUGAUCAGGCAAAUUGAUUAUUUUUUUAUGUAGGGUAAUGAAAAGUACACAUUAUUAUAGAAUGUAAGUUUGGAAUAAUAAAUAGGUUAGUUUCAAAAGACUGGGUCUAAAAUAUAUAAAACUAUUUUAACUACACAUAAAUAAAAGAUGUCUCACUAUACAUAAAUAAAACAUGUCUCACUACACAUAAAUAAAAGAUGUCUCACUACACAUAAAUAAAACAUGUCUCACUAUACAUAAAUAAAACAUGUCUAACUACACAUAAAUAAAACAUGUCUCACUACACAUCAAUGAAACAUGUCUAACUACACAUAAAUGAAACAUUAUGCCUAACUACACAUAAAUACAAGAUGUUUAACUACACAUAAAUAAAACAAGUCUAACUACACAUAAAUAAAAAAGUCUAACAUCACAUAAAUAACACAUGUCUAACUACACAUAAAUAACACAUGUCUAACUACACAUAAAUAACACAUGUCUAACUACACAUAAAUAACACAUGUCUAACUACACAUAAAUAACACAUGUCUAACUACAUAUAAAUAACACAUGUCUAACUACACAUAAAUAAAACAUGUCUCACUACACAUAAAUAAAACAUGUCUAACUACACAUAAAUGAAACAUUAUGCCUAACUACACAUAAAUACAAGAUGUUUAACUACACAUAAAUAACACAAGUCUAACUACACAUAAAUAAAAAAGUCUAACAUCACAUAAAUAACACAUGUCUAACUACACAUAAAUAACACAUGUCUAACUACACAUAAAUAGCACAUGUCUAACUACACAUAAAUAACACAUGUCUAACUACACAUAAAUAACACAUGUCUAACUACACAUAAAUAGACGAGGGUAAUGGUGUCGUCUAUAACCUUUUUAAAUAAAUUACCUUGAUCACUUUUCAAAUCGAUCCAUUUUUUCCUUGUUCCCCAUUGCAAGUUACGGAAGGAAAGCUUAAACAUGUCGACAAGAGAAUUGUGAAGGGCAAGCAUGUCUACAAUAGUGACAAAUAUCCAAGCAUCGCUUCCUUACAAGUCCAAUAUGAUUUAGACAGCCCGUGGGAGCAUAAGUGUGGUGCUGUGCUCAUAGGCCAGUCGAAGGUGAGCACUGAUACAAGUCCAAUAUGAUUUAGACAGCCCGUGGGAGCAUAAGUGUGGUGCUGUGCUCAUAGGCCAGUCGAAGGUGAGCACUGAUACAAGUCCAAUAUGAUUUAGACAGCCCGUGGGAGCAUAAGUGUGGUGCUGUGCUCAUAGGCCAGUCGAAGGUGAGCACUGAUACAAGUCCAAUAUGAUUUAGACAGCCCGUGGGAGCAUAAAUGUAGUGCUGUGCUCAUAGGCCAGUCGAAGGUGAGCACUGUGGGGCAUGGCUUGCAUGAAGAAGUUGUGUUGAAAGCUUUCAUAUUAGAUUGUAUUGUGAGUAGAAAUGUUUUACACAGUGCAUGAGGAGUAUUGCAUUGAAAAGUCCACACCCUAAAGCACCCAUACUAUGAAAUCGUUAGACAAAUCUUUUAACCACUGGAUCAACAUUAAACGUCAAUUAUUUUUCCUUAAAAAUGGCUUAAUUAAAAAAAAAAAACACUAUUUGACAGUUCAAUAUGCUUUGUAUAAUUAAGUUUAAAACAAAAAAUAUUUUGCAUUAAAAUAUUGGCUGUGUUCGCUUUCAAAAUUAAAAAAAAUUAAUUUCAUAAUUUAAUUGCUGUGCAAUUACAAUGGUGGCAACGAUGAGUUUUGUAUUUCCUGUCCUUUUUAAAGUUAAAAAUGAGCUAAGCUUCUUAAGUUAACAGGGAAAAUGUAUUUUGAUGAUAUAUAUAUAUAUAUAUGUAUCUAGUUUCUGGUCGCUUGAACUCCUUCCAGCUGCUGACGGCUGCCCACUGUCUGGUCAACACGCUGUUCCUGAAGAAGCGGGUCAUCCUUGGCGUCCUGAACAUCCAACCCGACCUCCACGCCUACGACCAGGUUCACGAGGUCAGCAGGUUUAAGAUACACCACGACUACGAGGAGGCCUCCUCCAGGACCUACAUCCAUGACAUCGCCAUACUUUACCUUAACACGAGAGUCAAGUUCACCAAGAAAGUGAAGGUAUACCGGCACUCACCAAAGUUAUAACUAGAGUUCACCAACAUUAGUAUACUUUAAUAUGAUCUCCCUUAACAAUAUGAUCUUUCAUGUUAGUUUUGAAUAACAUCCGGUCUACUUAUAAUGAGCUCAGGUGGGAUGUUAUUCUCUUUGUGUCUUUAAUGAUUUUGCUGAUGACGUCACUCAGUCGAAACGUCUUUGUGGUGUCCUGUCAGGCUCUCCCAUUAUAUCUUGUCCUCACUAGUUUAGUUAAUCCACGUGAACAGUCUCUACUUUAUCAUGAUUUAAUUUAAAUCAUUAAAUCAAGCAAUGGAGAAGGACGUAUCCCAAAGAGUCUGCUGUAUGGAGAGUUGGCAGAGGGGACAAGACAUAUUGGACCACCGCGCCUGAGAUUUAUUGAUGUUUGCAAACGAAGCAUGAGGGAAGCCAAUAUUGAAACAAACGAAUGGGAGUUCAUUGCCGAACAUCACGCCAACUGGCGAACAGGAGUGUUUGAAGGAGUAAAAAAAGGCAGAAAAUACUCGUAACGAGGCCCUUGAAUCAAAAAGAACAAUUCGGAAAUCAAGAAUUUACCGGGAUUCAAUAUUCUCCUGCGAGAGAUGCGGCCGUGAUUGCCUUUCAAGGAUUGACCUAGUGAGCCACCCAUCAAAGUGUAGAACUAUAUAGCUACUCCAUCGUCUCACGAAGACGGAAGGAUACCAUAUAAUAAAUCUAGCAAGUUAUUGUUGAGGUUAUAGAUUUCAAGUUGAAUUAAAUACAAUGUCUUUGUUGUUGUUUUUUUUUUCUAUUCAAUAUUCAGGUAAAAAUAGAAUCUGAAGACAUCGUCGCAGUUCUGUUAAGCAUUAAACAUUUAUAAACAAUUUUUUGAAUGCUAAAUGUCCUAAUGCCUUUCAAUACUAAAUGUUCCAAUGUCUUUCAAUACUUCAUGCUCUAAAGCCUUUCCAUCUAACAGCCGGCAUUGCUGGCUCCGAAAGGUAAGUAUUUAGAAGACACCAAAUGUGCAGUCGCUGGUUGGGGCACCGGAAGUAGUUUCAGUGACUUCUCCAAUCAGCUGAGGGAAGCCACUGUUACGGUGAUCAGCAACGAAUUCUGCAAGACCUUCUACAGAAGGCUCUACAUCCUGCCCACAAACAUGUGUCUGUUCAAUAACUUUGGUAAGAAAACAGUGGUGAUGCAUUCCACUUAAAAGAUUCUAGCUACCACAAAAUCUAUUUCAAACUUAACUGUCAAUAAAUAUUGAUAACAUUUAAAAUGUGACAUUUGUCCGGAAAAAGGAAUUGGAGCCUUCUACGGAUCCUCCAGCUAGACAUCCAAAUUGCAACUCAAAAUUUUAUCUUUUAUUAUUUAUUUUCAAAAACAUGAUUUGAACAUUUAAAAAAAAAAAUAUGUGAAAAUUUCGUAACGAAGUUAGAGAAUUCAUGUUGUGCCUACUUGCCACGGAUUAGAGACCACCAGUAUGUGGUCAGUGUUCUUUAUUUGUGCGUUGAAGUUUUCUGGCCACCACGUGGUGUCAUAAUAAUGAGGGGUAAUAAUACUGUCUUGAAGUAGGUAGCUCUAAAACUGUGCAUUUUGUUCGUGCAUUUAUUUAAGGCAUUUAUUUGAUUCCAUCCACUUUGUCUGUGGAAAAUUCAGUUAUUCAGAAAUCUUUCAUGAUUCUCUCUCGCAUGUCACCACAUUUGAAAUGAUGGACUUUCCACUUGACGCCAUGAGAAGAUGACGACAAUGACCGGCCUGGCACUUGUGAUGGUGAUGACGGAGGGCCUGCCAUGUGUGGGAAGAACUUUCAACUUCUUGCAGGGAUCACGUCAUGGGGAAAGGAAUGUGGUAAUUACGGCUUCUUUUCUCGUGGUGCUGAUGAUGGCUUGUUUAUCAGGACUUUGUGGUUCAGACCUGACUUCGGAUCCCUAAGAAUAGCCCUAGAUAUAAGGAGAACCAAAGACAGCGGUACUUUAGAACAUAUCUUAUACGACGAUUUGUGUGUUAAAACUGACAGGGGGCUUGACUUGAUUUGGAAAAGGUUCAAUAAGUAUUCUCACUUUUAAGAUUUUUUUUUAAAAUGUCAAUUUUUUGACUGGCAUUUUAUCACCUCGACACCCCCGAAUUCAAUCUGCUAAAAAUGUCGGAACUUUCCAAUGUCUCUUCAUGGGUCUAAACUUAUGAGCGACCCUCUUGCUGCUUCAGACUUUUAAAUGUAUAACUAAGCAAUGGAAAGUGUGUGUGGAAAUAAGAAUAGUUUUACUACGUCAUUAACGGACAAAGAAUCAAGCCUCGUUUAAAUUUUCUCUACUUUAUUUUGUAAAAUACGUUUUGGCAAAAUUCGCACACCGAGACAGCCAUUGUCUAUUUAUUGGUUUUCUAAGUAAUUUUUUAACAUGCCAGAAUAUUUUUUUUAAACCGCAUUUCAUUUAAAUUAUUCUCAACUAGCUAAGUUCAUGUCUGUGCAGAAAAUAUUAAAUUUGUAUUCGAACUUUUCAGCUACAUAGAGUGAUUGUCCACACUUGUAAACAUGAUUUAUUUGCUUAAUGCAUUAUUAGAAGUUUUACAUUAUUUUCUACUUUUAAUUUAAUUUUUUUUUCUAGAUUGCGAAAAGAAAAAUUUGUAAUUUAUAUUUCUUUGUUAUUAAAGAUUCUCUUCCUAAUGUGUACGUCCGAGUGUCUGAGUACUAUGACUGGAUACAGGCAAACUAAUCUGUGGAUACAGGCUGACUUAUCCCUUGCUAGUAGUGUGCACUGAA
Lymnaea stagnalis (great pond snail) is the source of this 5307-nucleotide messenger RNA. The record is from the annotation of a GenBank genome assembly. NCBI's taxonomy places the organism in Eukaryota, Metazoa, Mollusca, Gastropoda, Lymnaeidae.